This is a messenger RNA of Cajanus cajan (pigeon pea), 803 nucleotides long. NCBI's taxonomy places the organism in Eukaryota, Viridiplantae, Streptophyta, Magnoliopsida, Fabales, Fabaceae. The record is from RefSeq and is a predicted model, not a curated record.
CGAUUUUCUUUUUACAAGAUUUUAAGCUUGGCCAUUACAUGAAGAUUCCUCCUAAAGAAAUGUUCUUAGCACAGGUAGUUGGCACCAUAAUAUCUGCAGUGGUGCAUUUACUAACAGCAUGGUGGCUCAUGAGCACUGUUCCAAAUAUCUGUGAGAGAGAUUUGCUUCCAGCAGGUAGUCCAUGGAUUUGCCCUGGUGAUCACGUGUUCUACGACAUAUCUGUAACAUGGGGUUUGAUAGGGCCACGUAGAAUGUUUGGAGAUCUUGGACACUACUCAGCCAUAAACUGGUUUUUCUUGGCUGGAGCCAUUGCACCUUUCUUAGUUUGGCUAGCACACAAGGCCUUCCCUCAGAAACAGUGGAUUAGGCUCAUCAAUGUGCCUGUGCUCUUGGGAGCAAUAGCUGUCAUGCCUCCAGCCACAGCAGUGAACUACACUAGUUGGGUCCUUGUUGGCUUUGUAUCAGGGUUUGUUGUAUAUCGUUACUAUCGUGGUUGGUGGAGCCGACACAACUAUGUGUUGUCUGGUGCACUUGAAGCAGGGUUAGCCUUCAUGGCGGUUUUGCUCUACUUGUGUUUGGGGAUGGAGUAUAUCAGCCUUAACUGGUGGGGCAGUGACCCAGAUGGGUGCCCUUUAGCUUCAUGUCCAACUGCUCCAUGUGUCAUAUCUAAAGGGUGUCCUCUUUACUACGGUGGGAGCUUAAGUGACCUUGGUGGUAUUCAAGCCACUCCCACAAGCACUACUCGAAUUACUCUAAAACUACUUAAUGAAAGGCCAAUUACGAACCAAAAGGAAAAGGAAUAA